AUCCGCCAACGGCCAGAGGCCGAGGCUAACGAGAUUGUGAAGCGCAUCCGGAGGGGCGAGGACCCGGAGUGCAUUGUGCGUUUCAUCAAGGAAGGCGACUUGCUUUUGCAGCUUGCCCUAGUCCCGGAAACACGAUACCGAUAUAUUUCCCCCUUUCUCGAGGAAAUGCGGGCGUCUCUGAUGCGACCGGAGAGCCCCUAU
Parathielavia appendiculata is the source of this 201-nucleotide messenger RNA. RefSeq lists its product as uncharacterized. The transcript has a single exon. The record is from RefSeq and is a predicted model, not a curated record. Lineage: Eukaryota; Fungi; Ascomycota; Sordariomycetes; Sordariales; Chaetomiaceae. The annotation marks the transcript as partial.